Megalops cyprinoides (Indo-Pacific tarpon) is the source of this 10389-nucleotide messenger RNA. It is a transcript of the gene cdh23, whose product is annotated as cadherin-related 23. Gene Ontology annotation, biological process: homophilic cell-cell adhesion. Gene Ontology annotation, cellular component: plasma membrane; cell-cell junction. NCBI's taxonomy places the organism in Eukaryota, Metazoa, Chordata, Actinopteri, Elopiformes, Megalopidae. Gene Ontology annotation, molecular function: calcium ion binding. The coding region runs from base 55 to 10170 and encodes 3371 amino acids. The transcript has 69 exons. The record is from RefSeq and is a predicted model, not a curated record.
CUCACAGCCCCCGACGGACACGGACGAGGCAGCAGUGUGGACCUGGUCGUGGUGAUGAAGUGGAGUGUUGGUUCUGCUGGCAGGAUGACUGUGGCCAAGCUGAUUUUGUCCUCCUUCAUCCUGCACUCUCUGAGUGAAGCCAGCAACCAGCCUCCUCGAUUCCAGAACUACUUCUUCCAGACCUACCUCCUGAUCUAUGAGGACACGCCAGUCGGUUCCUCUGUGACGCAGCUGAGGGCCCUGGAUCCUGACGAGGAGCCCCUGGUGUACGGGGUAGUCGGGGAGGAGGCCCAAAGAUACUUUGCUGUGGAGAGCACCACGGGAGUGGUGUGGCUUAAACAGCCUCUGGACCGGGAGUCCAAGUCAGAGAUGCAGGUGGAGUUCUCAGUCAGUGACAGCCAGGGGGUGGUCAAAGACACAGUGAAUGUCCAAAUCGGAGACGUCAAUGACAAUGCCCCCACCUUCCACAACCAGCCCUACACUGUGCGAAUUCCGGAGAACACGCCGGUGGGGACCUCUGUGUUUAUGGUGAACGCGACUGAUCCAGACCAGGGCACCGGGGGCAGCGUGCUCUUCUCCUUCCAGCCCCCCUCGCCAUUCUUCGCCAUCGACGGGGCGCGCGGCACCGUCACCGUCACGAGAGCCCUCGACUACGAGACCACGUCCACCUACCAGCUAACUGUCAACGCCACGGACCAGGACAAGAGACGCCCCUUGUCCCGUCUGGCCAACCUUGCCAUCACCAUUACUGAUGUGCAAGACAUGGAUCCCAUCUUUAUCAACCUUCCCUACAGCACCAAUAUCUAUGAGGACUCCCCCCCGGGCUAUGAGGUGCGGAAGAUUACGGCCAUCGACCAGGAUCGGGGGAAUCCGAGGGGCAUCGGCUACACCAUCGUCUCAGGUAACACCAACAGCAUGUUCGCUCUGGACUACAUCAGCGGGUCCCUAACUGUGAAUGGGCAGCUGGACCGGGAGAAUCCCCUCUACUCUGCUGGAUUCGUCCUCACCGUCAAGGGCACGGAGUUAAAGGAUGACCGCACACCCUCAGAUGCUACAGUGAUGACCUCCUUCACGAUUCUGGUGAUGGACAAGAAUGACAACGCCCCUCAGUUCAACAGCUCAGAGUACCGCGUCCGCAUCACAGAGCUGGCCCAGGUCGGCUUCGCCCUACCCCUCUUCAUCCAGGUCGAGGACAAGGAUGAGGGCGCUAAUAGCAUGUUCCAGGUGUUCCUCACGGGGAACAACUCGGACCACUUCACCAUUUCCCCCACGUCAGUGCAGGGGAGGGCAGACAUCCGGGUCCGUGUGGCCGUGCCUCUGGACUACGAGACCAUAAGGAGCUACAGCUUCUCUUUGUAUGCUAAUGAGUCGCUGUCAGAACACGUCGGAUUUGCUCGUGUUAAUAUUGACCUCAUCAAUGAAAAUGACAACAGGCCCAUCUUCAGCAAGACGCUAUAUAACAUCAGCCUGCCCGAGAACACACCGUAUGGUACCUCACUGGUGCAGAUCAUGGCAACAGAUAAUGAUUUUGGCUCUUUUGGAACUGUGCGAUACUACUUCAGUGAUGAUCCUGACCAGUUCUUGCUGGACGCAGAGACAGGAUGGGUGACCCUGAGGGAGGCGCUGGACUUCGAGCUGAUGCGGCGAUACACCCUGACCAUCCUGGCCCGGGACGGGGGAGGCGAGGAGACCACAGGGCGCCUAAGGGUCAACGUGCUGGAUGUGAACGACAACACACCCAUCUUCCAGAAGGAGUCAUACAUGGGCUGGCUGAGAGAGAACGAGCAGGCCGUUCAGCAGGUGGCCCGGAUCAGGGCCACAGAUGAAGACUCACCACCUAACAACGUACUAACAUACACCAUCACCUCUGCCUCUCUUUUUUCUUCGUACUUCAGUAUCACCAUGGUGGAGGGAUAUGCAGUGAUCAGUGUGAACAGUCCUAUGGAUUACGAAGCAGUUCCAGGUGGAAUGAUCUAUCUGACAGUGAUGGCCAAAGACGGAGGGACCCCACCUCUCAACAGCACCGUCCCUGUCACCAUCGAGCUAUUCGAUGAAAAUGACAACCCCCCUACUUUCAGCCAGCCAUCCUACAUUAUCAAAAUACCAGAGGACAUUGGUGCAGGAGCAACAGUGCUGUAUGUGAACGCUACUGAUCGGGACGCAUCACGGGAGUUUGGCCAGGCCUCCCUCAUCUACUCCCUCGAAGGGUCCACGCAGUUCCGACUCAACACUCGCUCAGGAGAGAUCACCACCACAGCUCUGCUUGAUCGUGAGGCCAAGUCGGAGUAUAUCCUCAUUGUACGAGCCGUAGAUGGAGGGGUGGGGCCUCUACAGAAGACUGGCAUUGCCACAGUGAACAUCACUCUGCUGGACAUCAAUGACAAUGCCCCUGUGUGGCGAGAUGAGCCCUACAACGUCAACGUGGUUGAAAUGAGCCCCAUAGACACCGACGUGGUCACAGUUCUUGCAGUAGACCCAGAUUAUGGUGAGAAUGGUACAGUGGUGUAUAGCAUCAGCCCAGCGAAUCCCUUCUACAAUAUAAACAGCAGCACAGGGAAGAUCCGCACCAGCGGGGCGGUCCUGGACAGAGAGAGCACCAGUCCCAAAGACGCCCUGCUUAUGAGGACCAUCAUAGUGUCCGCCACGGACCGUGGAAGACCACCACUGCGCUCCUCGGUCAGCACCACAGUGUAUGUAAACCUGCUGGACCUCAAUGACAACGACCCCGCCUUCCUCAACCUUCCAUUCGUUGCUGAGGUCCCAGAGGGUCUUCCCAUUGGCUCCUCUGUAUUUAGGAUCCAGGUGUCAGACCCGGAUGAGGAUAAGAACGGUCAGGUCACCAUGGCGCUGCAGGUGGGGAUGCCGCGACUGGACUUUGCCCUGAACACCACCACGGGGGUGCUGGUGUCUACAGCGAAUCUGGACCGCGAGGCGAUCGCGCAGUACCUGCUCAGAGUGGUGGCGUACGACGCAGGCCAGUUCCCCCGCACCUCCACCAGCACCCUCACUGUCACAGUGCUGGACAUAAAUGACGGGACCCCCACCUUCUUCCCAAAUGUGUACAACGUGUCCCUGCAGGAAAGUGUCCCACGGGACUUUGUGGUGACACGCCUCAACUGCACCGACAGUGACACCGGACUCAAUGCUGAGCUUAGCUACUUCAUCACAGGGGGGAACCAAGACGGGAAGUUCAGCGUGGGCUUCAGGGAUGGAGUGGUGCGCACGGUGGUGGGGCUGGACAGGGAGACCCAGGCUGCGUACACCCUGCUGAUUGAGGCUAUUGACAAUGGACCAGCGGGUAGUAGAAGGACAGGGACAGCCACCGUCUAUGUAGAGGUCCUGGAUGUCAACGACAACCGACCUAUUUUCCUGCAGAACAGCUACGAGACCAGCAUCAUAGAGACCGCCCCCCGCGGAACCAGCAUCGUGCAGGUGCAGGCCACAGAUGCAGACCAGGGGGAGAACGGCAGAGUUCUGUACAGGAUCCUGUCUGGGAACAGCAACCGCCAGUUCAGCAUCAAUGAGCUUACAGGGCUGGUGACCCGGGGCGAGAGGGCUCUGGACCGUGAGACCAGCAGCUCCCAUGUCCUGGAGGUGGAGGCCUACAACAGCGACCAGGGCAGCAUGAGGAGUGCCGUCAGGGUGAUUGUGUAUGUGGAAGACGCUAACGACGAGUCCCCAGUCUUCACUCAGCAGCAGUACAACCGUCUGGGUCUGAGAGAGACAGCUGGCAUCGGCACCUCUGUCAUUGUGGUCAGAGCCACCGACCCAGACACUGGUGAUGGAGGGGCUGUGGCCUAUGCCAUAGUGUCAGGUGCAGACAGGAAGUUUGAGGUUGACGUAAGCACAGGCCUGGUGACUACAGUGGAUUACCUGGACUAUGAGACGAAGACCAGCUACCUGAUGAACGUGUCGGCGACGGACCAGUCCCCGCCGUUUCACAAGGGCUACUGCACCGUGUACGUCACCCUGCUCAACGAGCUGGAUGAGGCGGUGGCCUUCUUCGCCCCUGGGUACGAGGUAUCGCUGCGUGAGAACAUCGCGACAGGAACAGAGGUGGUGCAGGUCCGGGCGCAGUCCGCCGACAACCUGAACCAGCUGACGUACCGCUUCGACCCCGACACCUCCCCCGCCGCGCUCGCCCUCUUCAGGAUUGACAGCAUCACCGGGCGUAUCACAGUCACAGGGUUGCUGGACAGAGAGAAGGGGGACCUGUACACCCUGACGGUUGUGGCUGAUGAUGGGGGACCCAAGAAAGACUCCACUGUGAAGGUGUCAAUCACCAUAUUGGACGAGAACGACAAUAGCCCUGAAUUUGACAUCACGUCUGAUGUGUCAGUGGAUAUUCCAGAGAACAUGCCCAUUGGGAAGAGAGUGGCAGUGGUGUUGGCGCGGGACAAGGACAGUGGAAACAAUGGAUUGGUGAACUUCACAUUGGUGGCAGGUAACAUGCAGGAUGUGUUUGAGAUACGCACCAUUAACCACACCUACGGGGAGGUUUACGUCAACUCCAUCCUGGACCGGGAGACCGUGGACCGCUACCUGCUCAAGGUGAGAGCAACGGACAAUGGCUCUCCCCGUCGGUACACAGACAUGUCACUCACCAUCAACAUCCUGGACGUCAACGACAAUGCGCCGAUCAUCGCAAGCCGCACUGGAUACAACAUCAGCAUCAGUGAGAAUGUGGGUGGGGGCACAUCCGUCCUGCGCGUAGUGGCCACAGACCGUGACAUCGGCUCCAACGCCAUGCUCUUCUACUACAUCACCGGGGGCAACCAGGACCUGACCUUCCGCAUGGACCGCAUGACAGGGGAGAUAGUGACCAGGCCCUCCCCGCCCGACCGCGAGAGGCAGCAGCAGUACCAGCUCAACGUGACCGUGGAGGAUGAUGGUACUCCCCCACUGUCGUCCGCAACCACAGUUUGGGUGUACAUUUUGGAUGAGAACGACAACGCACCGCAGUUUCUGGAGGAGGAAUACGUGACGGUGCUGAGUGAGGGUCCGGGCACCGUGGGCCUCACCAUCGCAACAGUGAGAGCCGUCGACCCCGACGAGGGAGUGAACGGCACCCUGCGCUACGCCAUCGCCCAGGGGAACCUGGCGCAGACGUUCCGCAUCAACCCAAUCAACGGGACGAUCGUAGCAGUGAAGGAGCUGGACUACGAGAUCAGCGCCGGGCACUACACGCUCGUUGUCACGGCAACCGACCAGUGUGCCAUCCUUGCGCUCCGACUGACGGCCACCACCACGGUGCUGGUGAACGUGCUCGAUGUGAACGAUGUAACCCCCACCUUCCCCCGGCCGCUGGAGGGGCCGUUCGACAUCACAGAGGGGCAGCCGGGGCCCAGGGUCUGGACCCUCAAAGCCACCGAUGAGGACUCUGGGCUUAAUGGCAAAGUGGAGUACAGCAUCACUGCAGGGGACCCCCAGAAUGAGUUUGUGAUCUCUCCAGUGGAUGGCGAGCUGCGGGUCAGGAGAGACGUGGAGCUCGACAGGGAGACCACAGCUUUCUAUAACAUCACCGUCACUGCGCGCGACCUGGGGACUCCACCACUCAGCAGCACGGUCGUGGUCAGUGUGAAUGUCCUGGACAUCAAUGAUAAUGACCCGGUUCUCUUGAACCUGCCCCAUAACGUGAGCGUUAGUGAGGGGGCUCAGAUCCACACCUCGGUGGCCAGGGUUCGAGCGCAGGACGCCGACAGUGGCCGCAAUGCCCUUCUUACCUUCAACAUCACCGCCGGCAACACAGACGGCGCCUUCUACAUCAACGACACUACAGGGGUGGUGCAGGUUAACAGACCCCUGGACAGAGAGCGAGUGGCUGAGUAUACGCUCACCAUCACUGUCAAAGACAACCCCGAGAACCCCCGUAUCGCCCGCAGGGACUCAGACCUCCUGGUGAUCUCGAUUCUGGACGAGAAUGACAACCGGCCUAUUUUCACUCAGCCUAGCUACCGGGCUGAGAUUAAUGAGAACUCCCCUGCAGGCAGGGAGGUGACAAUGCUGAACGGGCCCGUGUUGGCAGAGGACAGGGACAUUGGGCCAAAUGCAGUGGUGAAGUACCGGCUCACUGGCUCAAGACUGGACCUCUUUACUGUGGACUCAGUCACAGGUGUGGUGAAAGUGCGACAGGGGGCGGUGUUGGACAGAGAGGCAUUUUUGGACCCCCGAGUGGAGCUUUUCCUGGUGGCUGAGGAUGUGGGGGGCCUGAAUAGCAGUGUUCCCCUCACCAUCUCCAUCCUGGACCAGAAUGACAACCCCCCUGUCUUCAGCCCCUCCAGCAUCACCGUUCACCUGCCCGAAAACAGCCGCACGGGGGUGGUGGUGACCCAGCUCUCGGCGAGUGAUGCAGACUCGGGCUCUAACGGCUGGCUGCUGUACAGGCUGGAGAGUGGGGCGCAGGACCGCUUCAUCGUGGACUCCUUCUCCGGAGCUGUCCUGGUGGGGAAUGCCACCCUGGACAGGGAGGAGCGUGGCUCGUACCGGCUCGUCAUUGUGGCCACUGACCGCGGCACCCCCUCGCUCUCCGGCACCGCCACGCUGUCUGUCGUCCUGGACGACAUCAACGACUCCCGGCCCCGCUUCCUGCAGCCGGUGCAAACGGUGAACGUGAACGAAUCCACUCCUCCGGGCGCAGUGGUGGCCACCCUCACAGCCGAGGACCCUGACCUUCAUCCCCGUCUGGAGUACUACAUCAUCUCUGUGGAGGCCAGAGACGACGGGAACAACCCUGUGGAUGGUCUGCAAGAUUCCUUUGGCAUUGAAUUCCACACAGGUGCAGUGUUUGUGCGUAACCCGCUGAACAGAGAACUGGUGGCCAGCUUUGAGAUUACCGUAUCCGUUCAUGACAACGCCAGCGAUGUCAUCGACCAGUCAGUCAGUGUGCCCAAUGCGCGGCUGACUGUGAACGUGCUGGAUGUGAACGAUAACGUCCCUCGCUUCCGCCCAUUCGGGGUGUCCAAUUUCUCUGAGAUGAUUCUGGAGGGGGCUCAGCCUGGGACCACACUGUUGUCCGUCUCAGCAGUCGACCCAGACAAGGGUCCCAACGGCCAGGUGACCUACGAACUGCUCCACCUGCCCCGCGGGGGGUAUGUGCGCCUUGAGGACCCCUCCACAGGGAAGAUUAUUGCGAACAGGACCGUGGACUUCGAGCAGGUCCAGUGGCUGAACUUCACUGUCCGAGCCCAGGACCAGGGCAGUCCGCCCCGUGCGGCCGAGCUGCCUGUGUUCCUUCGCAUCGUUGACGUCAAUGACAACAACCCCAUCUUCACUCAGCCCUCUUACCAGAAGCCUGUGUUUGAGGACGUGGCUCUGGGCACAGUCAUUCUGAGGGUCAGUGCGACCGACGCAGACUCUGGACUCUUUGCUGUCAUUGAGUAUAGCCUGGUGGACGGAGAGGGCAAGUUCGGCAUCACCCCCUCUACAGGCGACAUCUACAUCCUCUCUCCUCUGGACCGAGAGGUGAAGGACCACUACACCCUGACCGCAGUUGCCCGGGACAAUCCAGGGGGUAGUGCCAACAACCGCCGAGAGAACUCAGUCCAGGUUCUGGUGACGGUUCUGGAUGUGAACGACUUCCGGCCGCAGUUCUCGCAGAGGGUCUUCAGCACGAGCGUGUUUGAGAACGAGCCGAGCGGGACGUCGGUGAUCACACUGACCGCGACCGACCUGGACGAGGGGGAGAACGGGCUGCUGACAUACAGCCUGCAGGGGCCUGGCGCUGGUAAGAUCACUGCGUUCUCUCUGGACCCGGACACGGGGCUGGUGCGCUCCCUGCGUCUGCUGCAGUCCUUCGAGCGCUUCAACCUGACGGUGGUGGCCACCGAUAAGGGCCGCCCCCCGCUGUGGGGCACCGCCUCCCUGCGCAUCACUGUCAUCGACGUCAACGACAACAGGCCCCUGUUCGUCCGGCCCGCCAAUGGCACCAUCAUGCACAUCCUGGAGGAGCAGCCCCCCGGGCUGGUGGUGUAUGAGGUGUUCGCCACAGACGGAGACGAGGGCGUGAACGGAGAGGUGCGCUACGCCUUCCUGCAGACCGGCGCGGGGAACCGGGACUGGGAGAAUUUCCACAUCGACGCUCUGACCGGGGUCAUCACCACGGCGGUCAGACUGGACCGAGAAAAACAGGCUCUGUACAGCCUGAUCGUUGUGGCCUAUGACCUGGGGCAGCCUGUGCCUUAUGAGACAACGCAGCCCCUGCAGGUGGCGCUGUCUGACAUUGAUGACAAUGAGCCAGUCUUCCUUAAGCCCCCGAGGGGCAGUUUGCCAUAUCAGACGCUCUCGGUGCCCGAGCACUCCGAACCCGGCACAGUGGUGGGGAACGUGACUGGCGCUGUGGAUGCAGACGAGGGCUCCAAUGCCGUGGUGUAUUACUUCAUAGCAGCAGGCGACAGGGAGAAUAAUUUUGGGCUGAGCCCCGCCGGUGUGCUGCGGGUAAAGAAGGAUCUGGACCGCGAGGAGAUCCCGGUGUACUCCAUCAUCGUCAAGGCUUCCAGCAACCGCAACUGGACGCCCCCGCAGGGUCAGAGGUCAUCCCGCGCCCGCACCCUCAACCCCAGCCUCGACCCCACCCUGCAGGAGGUCAGGAUCUACCUGGAGGACAUCAACGACCAGCCGCCCCGCUUCACCAAGCUGGAGUACACCGCAGGUGUGGCGGCGGACGCUAAGGUGGGCUCGGAUCUGAUUAGAGUGCAGGCAGUGGACAACGACGUUGGCAACAACAGCCUGGUCCUGUACAGAAUUCUGUCCAUUCACUACAUCAAGCUGCAGUCCAACGACUCAGAGGACGUGGGCAACGUGUUCAUCAUCGGUGAACUGGACGGCAUCUUGCGCACCUUCGACCUCUUCACAGCGUACGACCCGGGGUACUUUGUGGUGGAGGUGCUGGCGCGCGACCUCGCCGGGCACAGCGACAUGGCGCUGGUGGGCAUCUACAUCCUGCGGGACGACCAGCGCGUGAAGAUCGUCAUCAACGAGAUCCCGGAGAGGGUCCGCCUCUUCCAGGAGGAGUUCGUCAACCUGCUGGCCAACAUCACCGGAGCCAUCGUCAACACAGACGACGUGCAGUUCCACGUUGACAAGAAGGGUCGCGUGAACUUCGCCCAGACAGACGUCCUCAUCCACGUGGUCAACAAGCAGACCAAUCGGAUUCUAGACGUAGAGAGAGUGAUCCAAAUGAUUGACGAGAACAAGGAGCAACUGAGGAACCUCUUCAGAAACUACAACAUCCUAGACGUGCAGCCGGCCGUGAGUGGGAAAGCCCCUGAUGACCUCACCACACUGCAGAUGGCCAUCAUUAUCCUGGCUGUGUUGCUCCUCCUGGCAGCCAUGCUCUUCAUCUUCAUGAACUGGUACUACCGCACAGUACACAAGAGGAAGCUGAAAGCCAUCGUUGCGGGAUCCACAGGUAACCAGGGCUUCAUGGACAUCCUGGACAUGCCCAACACUAACAAGUACUCCUUUGAAGGGGCGAAUCCUGUUUGGUUGGAUCCAUUCUGCCGGAACCUGGAGCUGGCAGCACAAGCCGAGCAUGAGGACGACCUCCCAGAGAACCUCAGUGACAUCACCGACCUCUGGAACAGCCCUGCCCGCACACACGGCACAUUUGGCCAUGAGCCCCAGGCCUCUAAACCUGAAGACGACCGCUACCUGAGGGCAGCCAUCCAGGAGUACGACAACAUUGCCAAGCUGGGUCAGAUCAUGAGGGAAGGGCCCAUCAAGGGUUCACUGCUCAAUGUUGUGCUGGACGACUACCUGAGGCUCAAAAAGUUGUUCGCUGCCCGACUGGUUACCAAGUCCACCAGUGGCGACCGGUCGUCCAUCACAGAGCUGAUCCAGAGUGACCUGGACGACGACGACGACGAGCGCGUAGGCAUGGGGGGCAGCCGGGGGACCCUGCGCUUCAAGCACAAGCUCCCCGUGGAGCUGCGGGGCCCGGAAGGCGUGCAUGUGGUCCACGGCAGCACGGGCACACUCCUGACCUCUGACCUCAACAGCCUGCCAGAGGACGACCAGCGGGCCCUGGCACGCUCCCUGGAGGCUCUGCACGCCGACGGCGGCCUCUACACCGAGCGUAACGCCCGCACCGAGUCGGCCAAGUCCACGCCGCUGCACCGCAACAAGGGCUCGGACACACUGUCGGAGAGCCCCCUGGAGAUCACAGAGUUAUGACUAGCCGAGGCCUCGCUGGUCUGAGAACAGCUGUGCGCGCGCUCCUGCCUCCCUCCUGCUCCGCGGACGACUGCACACUACGACUUUUAGGGGACGGGAGGGGAGUGCAGGGACAAAUAGGUGCGGUGUGAGCAGUCCAAGAAUUUAUGCAGGGUACGCACUCCCACUCCAAAACAAGCCCGGUUUCAUGUGAGAACACCAGCUAAUGCAAGAAAAGAA